This is a messenger RNA of Nicotiana tabacum (common tobacco), 312 nucleotides long. The record is from RefSeq and is a predicted model, not a curated record. Lineage: Eukaryota; Viridiplantae; Streptophyta; Magnoliopsida; Solanales; Solanaceae.
AUGAUCACUCGCAAGCAAAUAAGCUCUCUUAAGCCUCACAUUCUCCCAUCCUUAAUCUCUCACAUUUCAUCACUUCCACCUGAACCAACUUCUUUUACGGAAGCCAACAAAUCAUCUCAUUGGGGACGUGCAAUGGCUGAAGAAUACAAUGCUCUUAUAGCCAACCGCACUUGGGAUCUUGUACCUGCACCACCUACUGCCAAUAUUAUCGGUUGUCGUUGGGUUUAUCGUAUUAAACAAAAAUCUGAUGGCUCUCUAGAGCGUUUUAAGGCUCGUCUUGUGGCCCAAGGCUACAAACAACAAGAGGAGUAA